Messenger RNA from Linum trigynum, 3385 nucleotides. Lineage: Eukaryota; Viridiplantae; Streptophyta; Magnoliopsida; Malpighiales; Linaceae. The record is from the annotation of a GenBank genome assembly.
UACUAGCACUGAAAUGACGCAAGGGCAGUAAGGUAAAUUAAUCUGGCAUACCGGAUAAGCACAUCCAAGUUAAGCCGUUGAUUCUUGGCAGAAAAAAUGCAGCUGCUGCAGAUCGGACACCUCACUCCUCGCUCUCGAUUUUCACUCUUUUUUGCCCCUUUCCCUAUCAGAUUUCAACUUUCCCCAUUUCCCCAGUCCAACUAACUACCGUCUCCUCCACCCUUCAGCUCGUAGAUAGAACGAGAAGAAGAAGAGAUCAGCUCGAUCCCAGUCUGGCCGACUGGCCGUGUUUUUUCACUCAGCUCGCAAACCUAGUGAGUCAACUCGUCCUACGUUUGUUCCAGAAGGCAGACCUUACUUCUUACUAUCUGCUAGCUCUGAAUUUACAUCUUCUCCGAUUGCGAUCUGAUUAUUCUCUCUCUUCUGAUGUGUUGCCCCCGUGGUGCAGUCUUGAGAAAUUGAGCGGACUUCGGUUGCUAUGUCGGACCACUUUAUAGCUCCUUGGGACUUGCAGGAAGAGCCCGUCGACGAGUGCUACGGUCCUCCUUCUCCAAUCCAUGGGCAGCAGAGCGAUCAGCUUGUAGGGAAUGCGAUCCCCAAUGGUGGUAAUCCGUUUGCUGACAAUGGUGCAGCUCAUGAAGACAAUAAAUCUCUGGUGAAUGAUGUUAUUAGCAACGUUGUUAAUGAGUUGAACAGCGGUGAUCUUUUCAAUGAGGGAGAGCAUCAUGGGACUGAUCAGCCUAUUGGGGCUGUCCAGCCGGGUUCUAGUGGUGAAGGUCUGCCUUAUGCUCCUGUGAACUGGCCGAACCCGGGUGACAACUGGACCUGGAAGGUAGGAAGGAGGAUUAAUACUGCUGGAUUUUUCCAGGAUAGGUUUCUUUAUCCUCCAAAACAUUUCCCCAAGGUGACAGGGGUGAGACCUCCAUUUGCGAGCUUGAAUUCUAUUACCAAUUACAUCCGGACGGUGUUUCCAGAUGCUAAUGUCGAUGCAUUUUUCUCGUCCUUCACAUGGAAGGUCCCUGGGAAAAUGGCAUCUCCUUUGAACGCGGAACCAAUCUCCACUUCUUCCCCAAAGCCUGCUCAUGGCGAUGGCGUAAAAGAGGAAGUGCAAGUGCCAGGAGAAGGCUCUCGACUGAGGAAAAGGAAGCCUAAAGAGCCCACUCCACCACCACCAUCCCCACCUCCACCCAGGCAGAAACGACGGCGCAGUGCUGCUAAAUCAUCUGCAACGAACCAGAAGAAAACAGGAGACAAAACUGGAGCUCCCUCAUCAUCUGCAGCCAAGCGAAGAACUAGGCAUACUGCUAAACAAACUGUCCCUGUCCCUUUUGCCGAUGAGGAUGUUGGAAAUAAUACCCAGGAAGAGGAGUUUAACAUUCCAAUCCCAGAAGACUUCGAUAACUACCUCCAAUCUCUAGAAGACAUCAUCGCCCAGCCAUUUUCUGACAACAUAGUUGCUACUCAGUCAACAACAAUGACUAGGGAUCCUCCUGUGGACGAUGAUGAGAUAGCUGAAGCUCGUCACAGGCUCUCUUCCUUGCUGGUUAUGGACUUCCGUACACUAGUUUCCUCCAAGAACUUCUCUGAGCUCCCGGCCUUGGCUUCAAAACUGCGCAACGAUCCUCGCCUGACUGCCGAACAGCUCGUCAAGCUGAAGUUGAUUGAGGAAAUCUCUUCUUUCAGGGAGGUUUUUCUUGAAAGUAGGGAUAUCAUUGACCAAAUCGACAGGCAUUACGGAACCCUAGAUGCAAACAAGGCCAAAGUCGCUUCUCUUAAGAGUGAGUAUAGUGAACUGAAGGACAAAACAGACCAACUUCAGGCACAGAUAGACGGGAACAUGUUGACGGUGCACGAUAUCGACAAUGAGAUUGCUAGGCUCCAAGCUCGCCGAGCAGAGUUGAUCAGUGCAGUGGAAUCAAACAAAGCGGCUAAGUUGGAGGUGAGCCACUCACAGAAGAUGGUGGCGAGUGCGAUUCCAAAUGUUGUGCAUGAGAUUCAAAUUUCCAAUUCCAAGAUCCCAGAGUGGGAUCUGAAGAGGAGCAAUGCUGUGAAGCGGGAGGCAGAAAUCCUCGCAAAGUUUGCACCUUUGCAAGGGUUCUCCCUCAUUCCACCGCCCUUUCAUGGGCUGUUUCUGUAAGUUGAGUUAAAGCCUGAAGGUUAACUUCUGUUUCAAAGCGGCAGGUGUAGUAGCAAAAAUGCAGGGCGGUUGAGUUGUAAUGUGCUUUUCAGCCGGUGAUAUUCUCCCAACGUAGUAGAGAGAGAGAGAUAGAGAGACUUAAUCCCUCUUCUUGUUAGCUCUGUGUGAUAGUACUGAUUUAUCUAGCGCAGGAGACGUACCAUUGUACUAUUUAAGCCAUAAUGCAGGCCUUAGACAUGUACUAUUCUCUGGAUAUGUAGCUUUCUUUCUUUUUUUCUUCGAGUUUAAACAGAUUCUGUGUAGCUGUUUCUUUUUUAAUUGACCGAUAUGUAUUGUGCUGAAUGUUCUUCUGGUUGCUGCACUACUUAAGAGUAAUUUACAGUGUAAGCUUAGGCAUGUCUGUCAUCCAUUGCGUUGCAUCUAAGGUCUAUUACACAUUGUUGAGACUUGAGACCACAGUUUCAACUUAUGAUUACUUCCACUGUGUCGAACACUCUGUUCUUGGUCGCCAUCCUCUCUUCUUCAUCCUUCUUCCACUGUAAAAUAAACGUAGGUAGGUACAUUUUGCCUUGGUUGCGCUACAAAUUUUCGGUGCAAGAUUGCUGGUGAAGUCCGUAUGGCAAAAAUAUCGGUAACCGUGGAUAUCCGCUUGAAACCGACCUAAGUGGGUAGGGUAAAACCCGAACCCGAAAUACUUUUAGUGGGUACGGAUAAAACCCGAACUCGGAUAUUGCGGGUAAUGGAUGAUCAUGAUUUUCUCACUAUCCAACCUGAACCCGCCCGAUUAUACAUAAGCAUAUGUAUUUUUUCUAGAAUUAAUCAUUAUUUUUCUCUAACAUAUUUUAUACUUAGCAUAUAAAUAUAAUAUUUUCAUGAAAUUGUUAUUUUAAUUAAUUUUCUUCAUUCUAACAAAUUAUUGUCGUACUUUUCCUCUUCUACAAGAUACAUAAAGGCAAAACAUGAGUCGGAAUUCUCCCAUUUCAAAUUUCAUGACGUGAGAGUGAUUCUAUGAAGGUCAUUUUUGUCAUUGUACUCACUUCAUGUUUAUAUAUUAAAAAGUACUUUUCCUCUUCUACAAGAUACAUAAAGGCAAAACAUGGGUUGACAUUCUCCCAUUUCAAAUUUCGUGACCUGAGAGUGAUUGUAGGAAGGUCAUUUUUGUCAUUGUACUCACUUCAUAUUUUUAUAUUAAAAAUGUUAUUAUUGAAGUUUGAACCUUGGUUACUUGAAUGAAGAAAGAGCAUUAUA